This is a messenger RNA of Anopheles nili, 805 nucleotides long. RefSeq names its product breast cancer metastasis-suppressor 1-like protein (gene Brms1). Gene Ontology annotation, molecular function: histone deacetylase binding. Gene Ontology annotation, cellular component: Sin3-type complex. The transcript is spliced from 3 exons. The record is from RefSeq and is a predicted model, not a curated record. Lineage: Eukaryota; Metazoa; Arthropoda; Insecta; Diptera; Culicidae. Bases 95 to 805 code for a protein of 236 amino acids. Gene Ontology annotation, biological process: negative regulation of transcription by RNA polymerase II.
UACUUCUUGCGUGAGAUUUAUACGAUUUUUACCUUUUCGUGAGGACGACCUUGCGUUUUCGCUGCUUAACGCAUUUUCUGGGUAGCAACGCAUCAUGCCACCAGUGAAGAACGAUGGCGACAGUGACGGGGACGGCGACAUGUCGGGGGCGGAAUCGGAACAUUCAGGAUCUAGUCAUGGGCAGGAUCACGACUCCAGCGCGGAAGAAGCGGACGAACCCGAUUCCGAUGAUUCUUCUGAAAUGUCCGAAGGAGAAUGUGACCGUCGACGCAACAAUUGCCAGGAUAAUCUAACGAGCCUUGAGAAACAAUUCUCGAUCCUAAAAGAACAACUGUAUAAAGAGCGCCUGGAUCAGGUCGACAAACAGCUCCAGGAAAUCCGCAGUGGCCGAUCGCAGGAAUAUCUAUCCCCGCUGCAACGGCUCUUGGACAAUAUGGACAGCCGGAAGGAGGUAGCGCAGGUCAUGAAGCAAUACCGAGUGGACAACACCAAGAACAAGUUUGAUGGUGAACACCAAGCAUCGUACCAGCAUUUUGAUAGUGAGCAAAAUCUCGCCAUGGAUGUUAUUUGCGAGGAACUGAUGGAGAAAAUUCGCCGGUUGGACGAAGAUCGCCAUAAUGUAGACAUAUCCUGGGCGGACUGGGGCACCAAUACGAGAACGGCAAAGGUACGCGGUCCGGGACGCAAGAAGGCGGUGACCGUAUCAGGACCUUACAUCGUGUACAUGUUGCGCGAGGAAGAGAUCGUAGAAGACUGGACAUCGAUAAGAAAAGCCCUGAAACGGUCGACGGCUGCCGCUACCUGA